AUGGACGUGCCUGACGAGACUAUAGUAGGCGACCUGCAUGCGCAGAAGGAGACCUGGACAAUGGAGGUAAUGGGGAAGCCAGAAGUUGUGGAUACUUCUGAUUAUGAUGAGGCUGAGGCUCUUUAUGCCGCCUCUCCAGGAUAUUGGGCCGACUUCGUGGGUGUACCUGGUAGGACAGUGGAUCAGCAGCUGCUUCUUCCUUCCCCUGGACCAUCUCAAGCAUUAUCGACUAGUGAUACGGAAGGUCCACCUUUGAAGCGAAUUAAGCUCUCGCUUCCAGCAGAUGCAUCGAAUGUUGCACCAGUAUCUCCGGCACAUUCAGCAUUUUACUCAACUGUAGCCUUAUUUACUGGCGCAGAGACAGAUGAGGUUCCUUCCAGCACGUCAUCAGAAAUUCGGAAGCGCACUCACAGUUUCGCGUCGCUACUUACGUUGACGGCUCGCGUUCCUUCAAGCGACACUGAACACCAGCAAGCACGAAGCCCACCUCCUACACUGAUCACGCGUUCCUCAUCUCCGCGACUUCUGCUUCAUUCAUAUAUGCCAACCACGUCAGCUACUGUUGCACACUCACUGGUCGGGACGCCUUCACAUCCAGUGAUGCCCGACACGCCUGAAAAGCUACCCUUCUUUUCUUCUCCACGUUCUUCUCCGCAAGGUUCUCUUCCAGUACUAGCCAAUUAUCCCUCGCACAGUCAAUCCUCGCGGUUCACACCUGUCUCGCCUCCUCCUUCGCAUGCCUCGGCUCCCGCUUCGAUUCGGAGCCCAUCUCCUGAGUCCAGUGUGCUCCUACCCACACCAGAACCUCUGAAGCAAGAUGACGAGGAUCCACUGGUUGCAACUGGUUACCACGUCGAUUGCUGCCAAGACGUGAAGUGGUUUCAUGACGGUCCUUCGGGGAGUCUAGUCAAAGGCGAUUCUGGCUCAGUCAAUACAUUCACUCAAGUCGGCCUCCACAACUUCCAGACAUCCCCACACGCUUCGCAACCCUCCAUCUUUCGGUCACCCUCUGCGUCGUUAGACCCACUAUCUCUGUUCGUGCCGAUGAAGACGAAGCUUUCUCUGCCUAUAGGGACUCCUGCGCCCUCAACACCUCCCGCUCAGGAGCCAAUCUUUUUACCGUCAUCCCCCCUCACUCCACCAUCCUCUCUCGCGGAGCUCUCCGAGAGGCACACCCCACCACACACAUCACCUCAUCUCGUGUCCGCGCAUUCCUCGCCUGCCCUUCCGCCUCCUCAAGAGAGUAUUGUGGACAAGGAAGCGGAGCACUUGCAGGCCGAAGAAAACACUCGUGCGCACGGCAGGUACUCCCUUCGCACGCGCCAAGCGAAGCAGGUGAAACCGUACGCGUUCGACAACCUGCAGUACAAGCGCCAGAUGCGCGAAAUCCCUGAUGCAAUCGUGAAGAUCGUGAGCCCACCGAGGGAGCGUCGGUGGCGUGCCUCGCAUACGGGAUCAGGCGACAAGGACGGCGAUGGUGACGGCGAUGGUGAAGGAGAGAGUCAGUAUGUGUAUGAAGAGGGAGCCGAUGAAAUGGACAGGUCGUGGAGAGCGCGCAGGCGGAAGGAGAAGUCGCGAAGUUUGAGUGUCCAUGUCCAGAAGGAUGCUAGCGACGGGGGAUCGGACAUGGAGGAGCGGAGACGCAGAGGCUGGGGUUCUGAUCCUAGCACCCUCUCACGCCAUGCAAGUAGUCCGGAUGGGGCGCAGAAGCACAAUCAUUGGUACCCAGAGGCGUUCAAUGAGACGUUCAGCAGCAGCGAGGAUGACCAUGAUACGCACUCACAACAAUCAGUCCGUCGGAGGAGGAAAACAAAGACUGCAUCUAACAUUGUCGUUCGAACCCACAACCUGAAGCAAUCCCCUACGAAGAAGAAAGACUUCGAAGGAAGCUCUCCAGAACCACAGUAUUCUCCACACACGCCUUCAUCACCUGGUGUUAUUAAGCUAGAUUUGAAUGGAGAACUUGACCAGCCUAUCUCCUCAUUCCACAAGAGCAGCAAUUUCCCGUCCUUUCGCUCUCCACAGAAGUCAUCGUCCCCUGACCCCACCGCCUCACCCCUGCUUGAUGACCUUCCCUUUACUGAGUAUGAUGACUUUGACUAUGGGAGUCCUGCACCUCUUCCGCCAACCUCCACCGACAUGGACCCAUCGACGUCUCAGUCUGAACCUGAAAUACAGCCGGACCAUUCUCGUGCUCAUUCCACCCAUUCCGAUUGUGAUUCAGUGGAGAUCAUUUCUGUCGGACGCAAUAGGCUGCAUCGGAGGACUAACAAUCCGGAGAUAGAAAUAUCCGUGUCGAAAUCUGGUUCCUCAGCUGUAAAAAUGUCUUCGAAGUACCGCCGAGGUUUGAAAGUGCUGAAGAGAAUGAUGCCCAACGUCCUCAUCUCGCGUCUUGAAGAGGCCAAUUCGGGACGUCGGCGCAGCACUUCACAAGCAGCGCGCAGCGAUAACGAGGACAGUCACCCCCAAGAACCGCCGCUGCUGCCUGGGCAGUCGAGAGUGCACGUUGGCGGCAAGUAUAGGGAAGACAUGGAAAUCAGAGGGGACAGCGAGAGCUCUGACAUCGAGAUUCUUGAUGUGGAUGCGAGCGCGAGCGCCUCAUCGUCGGACACAUCGUCAGAGUCGGACAUGGACGUCGUCAGUUGCCCCAUGCACACGAGGAAGCACGUCUCUGACCCUUCCGGCAUUACCGUUUCCGAUGCGGAGUCUCAACACGAUGACGAUAGUGUCAAUGCAGAAGUUGGCGAAUGGCUGGCAGAAGGGCCUACUGCCGGCCGUUCUAUGUCUAGCAGGAGCGGCGAGGCUAAGGAGGGUGACCUGAUCGACAGGAUGUUGUCCCGCACAAGGGUCGACGGCGCUAAACCAAAGCGCAACCGCAAUAAACAUCGGCCCUCCGGAAACCACAGAUCGCACAAGUCGUCGUCUAAGAGUAAGGUGCAUGUGGUAACGGCUGGUGCAAGGAACAGUGGCUCGGGUCGGCAAACUUUUCUGCCGUUCACUCGAAAUAAUAGCGUCAACGAAACUGCUGACGAUAGCCGCCGAUCGAAAUCAAAUGAACACCAUGUUCAGACCGACGAAGCGUCCUAUCGAAUGAAUGGAAAACAUAGGAAGCGCCAAAAGCACAAGAAGGGCGACGGGCUGUUUGUCGUUACCUCCGGUGGUGAGCAUCUGGUUUCUGGGAGGCUGCACAAGCAGCCUACCACGAUCGACGAAGAGCAGGUCGCCGUUCACGAUUCAAGACUUACACUGUUGCAUGACCGCAGCAACGAAGAUCUCCCGCGUCCCGUACGUCCGCACAGACCCCGUCCGAAGUCCGCCAGACAGGUCGAAACAACGCUGGAACAUUAUUGGGACGAACGCCGUAAUUCAGUUGAUUCGACUUCCGAAAGCAUGCACAAGGCUGCUCAAGAUCAGGAUACUGCUUUGUACGGUGAAAUGACGGCUGACUGCAAAAUCUCCUUCCUACCAUCAGGACUCUCCAUGGGCGCCACCACUUACAUGGCUCGAGGAUGGCUGCAUGAACUGAUCUCACUUCUCUCGGCUACUGGAGAAAUUCCUUCUCCCAUUGCAUACUCCAUGUUCGACCUCCGCCUUCAGUCGCAGAUGUCUACCCAAGAUAUCUCCGUAUGCUUGGAGAGCACCUACGAAAUGCUUCACGAUCACGUCACCCAACGAAGAGGUGAUAGUUUAGACGAUUCCCAGCUCUGGCAGACAUUCCUGCACUCUCUCUGCGAACAUUUCUCCUGGCUACUUAGCAACGCUGGUGAAGAUGACACUGUCUCCUUGUAUGUCUCAGCCACUAAGCAACUACACCGAUUUGCCAUAUUCAUGGAGGAACCUACGGAAAUUUUACCAGACGAUGAAAAACCAAACUUACUUUCUAUGGAAAUUCGAUGGUUCAUGGUCGAACUCUCUUGCCGGGUUGAAUGUCAUCGCCUCCGCCAGCAUAAGCAAGCUGAGGACUCUAACAUAAUGACCCAUGUGAAGCAGCUUAUCCGUCUUCUGUGGCGCUAUGGCUUUGAGAAGAUGGGCUCAUUUUUAAACGAGGAUCCUCCUGGCAAGAUAGAACCUUCCAAGCCACAGCGAGCAGCCGAGCUUUGGAUCUCGCUCAUUCAUCUCCUCGACACCUGGCCUUCCUGCAUGUCCGGGGCCAACAUUCAAUCGGCGAACUCUUCCGCAUUUUGGACAAUGUACGCCCAGACCAUUGAAUCAUAUGGACUUUUACAGUCGUUUUCGUCGGACCUCCGGGCAAGUGAAACGAUGUGGAAGAGUAUCUUCAGCUUAUGCGCGCUAUCCCAAUUCUCUGUACACGGAUUGACGACAUCUUCACCUCGAUUGUCUGCCUCCUGGGCCAUUGUCCUUCUUCCCUUAGCGAAGAUCCCCCUGACUCCUCUGCCUACCGACGCAAAGCUCCCCACACGACUUCUGAAUAAACGUGAUGAGUGUAUCCGUCUUAAUGUCUCGAGAUGUCUUGUCUUGAGUCAUAAGUGGCGAUGGGACCUUGGCGAUGCUUUCCCUGUGUUCAAUUGCCUCCUCGAGAUCUUCAAGUCUCGCCGUUUUGCAAACCUUUCGUUUGAACCGUCCGAUUUUCCGAGCUGGCUUCGUCACGACAACCUGCAGUUACUUUCUGAGACCAAGCGCAGUGACACCGCAUUCACAUUGUUCUUGAAACUGCUAGUCCAGAGUGUAAAGGAUGCUCUAAAAGAUCACGACGGAAAUCGGAAGGUGAAGAAAUUGCUUGCUAUAUAUAUUCCGGUUGGUUCUGUACCUUUCACGAAGGCCAACCCGCCUACUGGACAGGAGCUGUCUAUGCUCUACAACAGGUUUAGUGCAGUCGCGGUUGCCAUCUUCCUGGAGCCUACCUCGGCCAAUGUCAAGUCUCGCUUGGCCCACGCGCGCAGAUACGUCGAUUUUAAGGAUACUGACCAUGAGACUCGUCGAGCUUGUAUCCGAGGGUUGAUGCAUCUGACCAUACUCCUGCGCCACCUCCAUCUAGCGCUGGACGACAUUCUCGAUUGGCUAAGCGAAAUAACAAAUGUUCUUGUUGACGAAUACUGUGAAGCGGAGGUUGCAGGUACUAAAACGUUCGGACGGGAUCCCCGUAAAUGGAUAGUGAUUUGUAUUCAAAUGCUUCUUGGUUGCGUCCGCCGGAUCAUUGAAACACCCCUCAUGGACCCUGACCAGACAUCAGCUCAAUAUCCUGAUCCAGCGUUAUUGCAAGGGCCAUGGAUCGCUAGAGUUUUCUCCAAUCAAACGAACCUGACCAGUGUCAUUACGACAGGUCUCGAGAUCCGCCGUCUGGUUCAAGCAUUCCUGGAUGCUAGAGCGCGUGUUAUUCCUAGACCACCUCGUCCACGACCGGUUUCAGCGGUUGCGGAAGAAACACAGGAGAGCCAGGAAGACUAUGGGAUGUUCGACUUGAACAUGGAUGAUCCGGAGCUGCUCGCUGCUCUAGGCGAAGUGGAGGAGUCCGCUCGGAUGCAAGAUCAGAAGGCAAAGGAGACAGUAGUGGCUGAAAUCAUCGAUAUGCAUAUCUCCCCCGCUAUCUACCGCCUCGUGUGCAAACAUUUUCAACAGGGUUCAACUGAAGGGUACUCUCUUCAGGAUACCGAUCGUUGGAUUGAUUGUUGGGUUGGCUGUGUUAGCGUAGUUGUACAAAACGGGAAGAGGGACUGGGAUAUGUAUCUACAAAUGGGCUCCCAGUCUUGGCAGCGCAUCAUCGAUUCGAUGUGGCGACGUCGGGUAGGUUUGCGUUUCAUGUUCAUGCUUCUGCAAUUAGACCCUUCAGCCUACCCUACCUACACUGAUCGCUUUAUCGACAUCUUUAUGGAGUCGAUAGUCACUGCCAGAGUGUCUUUCGAACACGAUUUUACCUCGCUCUUGUUUUCUAUCGAUGGACUACGAUACCCGCUCUUUCGUGAUCUUCCUUGUGAGCUCCCUGAGGAUUAUACAGAUUACAAACUAUCGAAAAAGGAUUUCCUGGACGGUCGGAUAGCCAUCGUGGAAAAAAUCUGCGCCAAUCUCGCGGACUGUUUACAAGAAGAACUGGCUGGCAAUUCGAAGCUCAUUGGACAAAACCAAACAAGUAUUGGGUCACUCAUGACGAUGUUGUCAACCAUGCAAGACAUCUAUAACCAAUUUGAGGCUGGAUCAGAGGAUCGAGUAAAAUACGAGUCAUUCUGUAAACAAGUCGCCGAUUGUCUCUCGCGGCAUGCCCUUCUCCGCACUAAUUCUCGUCUCGCCGCACUGUUCGAUUGGACAACUCAUCUGUCGUGA
Messenger RNA from Sparassis crispa, 6276 nucleotides. RefSeq lists its product with no specific name. Gene Ontology annotation, cellular component: Cul8-RING ubiquitin ligase complex; nucleus. NCBI's taxonomy places the organism in Eukaryota, Fungi, Basidiomycota, Agaricomycetes, Polyporales, Sparassidaceae. The record is from RefSeq and is a predicted model, not a curated record. The transcript has 10 exons. Bases 1 to 6276 code for a protein of 2091 amino acids. Gene Ontology annotation, biological process: double-strand break repair via homologous recombination; replication fork processing.